AUGUCAUCUACCAGACCUGAUUUGAAGUUUUCUGAUGUAUCAGAAGAAAGAAACUUUUACAAAAAGUAUAUUGCAUUACCGAAGAAGCCAUUAAAAACCAUCAGAUUGGUUGAUAAAGGUGAAUAUUAUACGGUUAUAGGCACAGACGCCAUUUUUGUUGCUGAUUCAGUGUAUCACACUCAGUCUGUUUUGAAAAAUUGUCAAUUGGACUCCAUAACGGCGAAAAACUUCGUUGAACCCACCAAAUACGUUACCGUUUCUUUACAAGUUCUUGCUACUCUACUGAAACUAUGCUUGUUGGAUCUUGGCUACAAAGUCGAAAUCUACGACAAGAGUUGGAAACUACUCAAGAGCGCAUCGCCGGGGAAUAUCGAGCAAGUUAAUGAGUUGAUGAAUUUGAAUAUUGAUUCAAGUAUCGUCAUUGCAAGCAUGAAAAUUCAAUGGAAUUCUCAGGACGGAAAUUGUGUUAUUGGCAUUGCAUUCAUCGAUACCACUGGUUACAAAGUUGGUAUGCUUGAUAUUGUCGAUAAUGAAGUGUACUCCAACCUAGAAAGUUUCUUGAUUCAAUUGGGUGUGAAAGAAUGUUUGGUGCAAGAUCUUACUUUGAAUCCGAAUUCGAACACCGAAUUACAAAAACUAAUUAACGUUAUCGAUCGUUGUGGAUGUGUCGUUACAUUAUUGAAAAACUCCGAAUUUUCCGAGAAAGACGUCGAAUUGGACUUGACUAAGCUAUUAGGUAACGAUUUGGCUUUAUCGUUACCCCAAAAGUAUUCUAAACUAUCCAUGGGUGCGUGUAACGCAUUGAUCGGCUAUUUGCAAUUAUUGUCAGAGCAAGACCAAGUCGGCAAAUAUGAGCUGGUCGAACAUAAAUUAAAAGAAUUUAUGAAGUUGGAUGCUUCUGCCAUUAAGGCUCUUAACCUUUUCCCCCAAGGUCCACAAAAUCCAUUCGGGAGUAACAAUUUAGCUGUUUCUGGGUUUACCAGUGCUGGAAAUACUGGCAAGAUAACAUCUCUUUUUCAAUUGCUGAACCACUGUAGGACAAACGCUGGCAUUCGGCUUUUAAAUGAGUGGUUGAAGCAACCAUUGACUGACAUUAAGGAGAUUACUAAAAGACAUGAUUUGGUUGACUACUUGAUCGACCAAAUUGAAUUGAGACAGAUGCUCAAUACUGACUUUUUACCGAUGAUCCCAGAUAUCCGUAGGUUAACCAAAAAAUUAAAUAAGAGGGGAAGCUUAGAAGACGUCUUGAAAAUUUACCAAUUCAGUAAAAAGAUACCGGAAAUUGUUCAAAUUUUCAACUCGUUCCUAGAAGACGAAAAUCCUAGUGAAGAUGUAAAGGAAUUGGUCCGUUCCAUGUGGUUGGCUCCGCUGAGUCAUCAUGUUGAGCCUUUAUCUAAGUUCGAAGAAAUGGUUGAAACCACUGUGGAUUUGAAUGCUUACGAAGAAAAUAAUGAAUUCAUGAUCAAGAUCGAGUUUAAUGAAGAAUUGGCUAAAAUAAGAAGUAAACUAGAUGACUUGCGUGAUGAAAUCCAUUCAAUUCAUCUGGAUGCUGCUGAAGACCUAGGGUUUGAUCCAGACAAGAAAUUGAAGUUGGAGAAUCAUCAUUUGCACGGUUGGUGUAUGAGAUUGACACGUAACGACGCCAAAGAAUUGCGUAAACAUAAAAAGUACAUUGAGCUGUCUACUGUAAAAGCAGGUAUUUUCUUCAGUACCAAGCAACUAAAGUUAAUUGCGAACGAAACAAAUGUUCUUCAAAAGGAGUAUGACAAGCAACAAUCAGCUUUGGUUAGAGAAAUUAUAAACAUAACUUUAACGUACACCCCAGUUUUUGAAAAACUGUCCUUAGUCUUAGCACAUUUGGAUGUGAUUUCCUCCUUUGCCCAUACUUCAUCAUAUGCCCCAAUACCUUAUAUCAGGCCGAAAUUACACCCUAUGAAUUCGGAAAGAAGAACACAUCUCGUAAGUUCUCGCCAUCCAGUGCUAGAAAUGCAAGAUGAUGUGAGCUUUAUAUCUAAUGACGUAACGUUGGAGAGUGGUUUAGGUGAUUUUUUAAUCAUAACGGGUCCAAAUAUGGGUGGUAAAUCCACUUACAUAAGACAAGUGGGUGUAAUUUCUCUGAUGGCUCAAAUUGGUUGUUUUGUACCUUGUGAAGAAGCUGAAAUUGCUAUCGUGGACGCGAUUCUUUGUAGGGUUGGUGCAGGUGAUUCCCAGUUGAAAGGUGUUUCUACGUUCAUGGUUGAAAUAUUGGAAACGGCAUCCAUAUUGAAAAAUGCGAGCCAAAAUUCCUUGAUUAUCGUUGACGAACUGGGACGUGGUACAAGUACCUACGAUGGAUUUGGAUUAGCUUGGGCCAUUGCCGAACAUAUCGCAGGUAAAAUUGGAUGUUUUGCAUUGUUUGCGACCCAUUUUCAUGAAUUAACAGAGCUCUCUGAAAAAUUGCCUAAUGUCAAAAAUAUGCACGUUGUAGCACAUAUUGAAAAGAACGCAGACGAACAAAAACAUGAUGACGAGGACAUUACGUUAUUAUAUAAAGUCGAGCCUGGUAUUUCAGACCAAUCUUUUGGUAUCCAUGUUGCAGAAGUGGUUCAGUUUCCAGAAAAAAUUGUAAAAAUGGCUAAACGUAAAGCAAACGAACUUGACGAUUUGAAGAUUAAUAAUGAAAAUAUGAAAAAGGCUAAAUUAUCAUUGCAGGAAGUCAACGAAGGUAACAUACGCUUGAAGACCCUACUAAAGGAAUGGAUACGCAGAGCAAAGGAGGAAGGGUUGGAUGAUCCAAGCAAAAUUUCUGAAGAAGCAUCACAGCAUAAAAUACAAGAGUUAUUGCGUGCUAUAGCCAGUGAAUCGGAAUAUGAAAAUGACAAUUACUUGAAGUAUAUAAGGAAGUUAUUAUUAUAA
Messenger RNA from Saccharomyces eubayanus, 2895 nucleotides. RefSeq names its product mismatch repair ATPase MSH2 (gene MSH2). Gene Ontology annotation, molecular function: ATP-dependent DNA damage sensor activity; ATP binding; mismatched DNA binding. Lineage: Eukaryota; Fungi; Ascomycota; Saccharomycetes; Saccharomycetales; Saccharomycetaceae. The transcript has a single exon. The record is from RefSeq and is a predicted model, not a curated record. Gene Ontology annotation, cellular component: MutSalpha complex; nucleus. Bases 1 to 2895 code for a protein of 964 amino acids. Gene Ontology annotation, biological process: mitotic recombination; mismatch repair.